AUGGCGCCUCUGGGUGCUCUUACCGUCAACCUUGUUGCCCCAAUUGGGUGUCCGUCAAAGUGCGUUGGUGACUUGGUUUUGGGGGCAACGACUCUGUCGGCUCCGUACAGGGUGACAAGCUCCGCUCCCGCCGCGCUCCGCGCCCCUCCGACGCGUCUCCCCCUGCAACGCUAUUCGCGACCCCCCGCCACGUCAUGUUCCGCCGGAGGAACUGCGCGCGGUGCCGCGGCAGGCGCUAGCCGGAGCGCCGGUGCCGGGAGCACCGCCAGCAGCGCGGGUGACACGCACCGCAGCCGCAGCAGCAGCAGCAGCAGCGGCAGCAGUGGCGGCAGCAGCAGCAGCAGCAGCGGCAGCGGCAGCGGCUCGUCGUCGUCGGUGCCGUCGCCGUUCGCGUUCGUGGGGUUGGACUAUUACCAGAUUCUCGGCGUGCCCGUCGGCGCGCCCCCCGCCGACAUCCGCCGCGCGUACCGCGCGCUGCAGAAGAAGUACCACCCCGACAUCGCGGGCGCUCAGGCGCACGAGAUGGCGCUGAAGCUGAACGAGGCGUACGACACGCUGAUGGACGACACGCGCCGCGCGUCGUACGAGAAGGAGUGGCGCGACGCGGCCGUGGCGGGGUACGUGGGGUUCACGGGGCAGCCGCGCAGCGCGUGGGCGGCGCCCGAGGGACAGCAGCAGGCGAUCUUCGUCGACGAGGCUGCUUGCAUCGGCUGUCGCGAGUGUGUGUUCGCCGCCAGUCGCACGUUCCUCUUUGACGCCGAGGCGGCCGUGGCACGUGUGCACAUGCAGUGGGGCGACGCGCUGCCUGCCGUCCAAUCAGCCAUCGACAGCUGCCCCGUCAGCUGCAUCCACACAGUGCCACGUGGCGACCUGCCCAUCCUCGAGUUCCUCGUGCAGCCGCGGGAGAGGGAGAGCAAGGGCAUCUUUGGCGGCGGCUGGGAGCCCGGGCACCCUAUCAAUAUUUUCACUGCUGCCCGCGAGUUCAAGCGCAAGCUAGAGAGCCAGCGGGAGGGCGCGGAGCGCAGACGGGCAGCCACGUCAGCAGCAGAGCAGGAGACGCCAGCUCAGCGUGCCGCACGUCAGGAGGCGGACGCGAGGAUGAACGGGCUGGGCGGCGGGUUUUGGCAGAAGUGGGCGCAGGCAUGGGGGGCGUGGGGGGGGGCAGGGGGGGAGUCAGGCGCGGAUGGGGGGGAGGGGAAUUCUCAGUGGACCAGGGCGAAUGCAGCUAGCAGCACCGCUGGCGGCAGCAGUGAGGGUAACAGGGAGAGUAGCCGUGAAGCAUCUUCAGAGAUUCUCAGACAGCCGGCAGGCGAGGGCGUCAAGGAGGAGCUCGUAGCAUUCAUCCAGCAGUGGGCUACCCUUUGGUCUUUUUCCUCCGAGCUGCCCCUUCCUCUGCCCGUGCGCGUGGACAACCAAUCGGACGGCACCGAGCUGACGCUGAUCACCAUGCGCGGCGAUCUCCUCACGUCCGUCGGAUCGUUCGUCAUCACUGUGGAGCCGUUAGAUGCCGAUGCUCGUGGUAAAACUAUUAGUGACGGUGGUGAUGGUGGUGACAGUGGUGAUGGUGGGGAGUUUGGGGAGUGGGUGGUGGUGGUGAGGAGAAAGGGGGCCAUUGACAAUAAGGCUCUACCCGGCGAGUUUACGAUAGUGAAAGCACUGAGAGGAGCACUGGAGAGGCAUGAUAGCAUGAAGGGGUAUGAGGCAUACCAUCUCCCCAGAAGCACCAGGCCCAUGCAGUAG
Molecule: messenger RNA, 1740 nt
Organism: Closterium sp. Yama58-4
Lineage: Eukaryota; Viridiplantae; Streptophyta; Zygnematophyceae; Desmidiales; Closteriaceae
Source: the annotation of a GenBank genome assembly